Messenger RNA from Owenia fusiformis, 883 nucleotides. Lineage: Eukaryota; Metazoa; Annelida; Polychaeta; Sabellida; Oweniidae. The record is from the annotation of a GenBank genome assembly.
AUUCUAAAGUAUCACAAUGGUUCUGAAUCUUCUAUACAUAUUGAUGAGAAUAAAGUUGCAUAUAUAAAGUGUUCCUGUGAGAAGAAAAUACAAGUAGAAGCUGCAUCGUAUCAAAAAAAGGGAGAUGGAAAUUGUACAAACGUAAAUAGUUUAACAGUAGAACAGAGGGACCUUGCCUCAAAAACCAUAGUGGAAAACCUGUGUAAUAAUGAAUCAAGCUGCAGCAUCAAGCCAAACAAUAAUGUUUUUGGUGAACCUUGUGAAGGGGUGCACAAACAGCUUGUUGUAAACUAUAAAUGUCAUCCACCAAAUGGAUUGAGCUGCAGCUUUAGAUGGAGUGUUCUCAACCAUAUUGAAGAAGAGAUUAUAUUUGCCCCUGCUUAUAUCAAAACUAGUACAGACAUUCUAAGAGGUCAAUGGCAGAUUCCAACAGCUGGUUGUGAAAGUCAAACACAACACAGGCCCAACUACAAUGUAUAUUGUGUAAAUUACACCAAAAUCACUAAAGCAACAACACUGGCUCCUACAACUUCUGCUGAACUGACCUCUGAUACUACACAGCCUUCAACUUCUUCUCUCGCAACUUCUACCAGUUUAGCUGAGACCACGCAAACUCCAACAAUUAACGACACCCCUGUUUGUACAGUCAUAUCAAACACAACCCCAGCAGUAAUCUUGCAUCCUUUAAGUGAAUCAAAACAUUCAGAAGGAACCGUAUAUUAUGUGAAUGGGAAAAGGAAAUUAGUAUUUUCCCCCGUUGAGGCGGAAUUUGCUGCUGUUGUUGGCUUCCCCUGGUUAGCGGUUCUUAUAGGUUGGGCUGUAUUCAUUUUCUUAACAGAUAUUCGUCAUUUUUAUAUAAGUUUAAAGUAUGCAUGGCGUAACA